AUAUCGGAAAAUAGUUUAAACCGUGUUUAUCUUUUGGGUGCCGUUCAUAAUAAUUUGCCAUCACGCAAGCUGCCUAAAAAUGGCGACGUUUUGAAUUAUUUUAUGUUUAAGUAUAAGAUCUUAAAGAAGACAGUUUGUGAAUGUGCUGCAGAGAUUAUAGAUGAAGUUCAAGAAAUUUGGAGUGAUAUGAAUACACCAUUGAUAAAACAUCAACAUGCAAUUAAAAAAAUGGAAAUGCUAUUUACAGAAUGGAGAAAUUUAGAUAAAAGUCGACUUAAAAAACAUUCGGAGUUUCAUCUGUUGAAAAUAAAAAAAUUUACUGAUAAACUAAAUGAAUUAUUUGAUGUGAGAUUAAAAAAAGAUAUAUCUCAUGACUCCUGUCCUGAAAAACUGUUUUCGUUAGUAAGAAGAAGUAAAGGCCGGUUAACACCAAUACCAGAUGACGUAGAAGAUGAAAGUUUUCCUCUUGAACCAAUAGAGAACGAUAUUGAUGAAAAUGUCUUAAGUCAAGCUUUAUCUGACACAUCUAUUUCUUUUGAAGAAUUGAGCAGAUCAUCUUCUAAUGAUCCAGCACCAAUUAUGAGGGGCACCGAAAUUCUACUUCUUUUUCUGAGACACGUCCGAAUAAUUGCUGCCAUUGCCGUAUUUAUUCAUAUUUCUUCGUGA
Cotesia congregata is the source of this 666-nucleotide messenger RNA. Lineage: Eukaryota; Metazoa; Arthropoda; Insecta; Hymenoptera; Braconidae. The record is from the annotation of a GenBank genome assembly.